UUUGAAAACUGCUCAUUCACUCACAGGCAACGGUCGAAAAUCGCCAUCCACACGGCAGACGUUAAAUCAGUGCUACAAUUUGAUUAACCCUUUGUAAAACACAAAAUGGAAAUCACCAAUACUCCAAACAAUGAAGUGUCCGUGCCUCACAUUGGACAGACGGCAAUUAUAAAUAUACACAUGGAAGAAUGGAUUCAGAAUGGCAUUACACGGUUUUACAGAGUUCUUUCUGAAGACCCAGUGAACUCUGUAAAACCCGUGCUUGGCAUUAUUGAUUCCAAGGGAAAUGUCGUCGACAUGUCCAAUGACAAUUGGCCAAUUGACGUUGCCGAACACACUACCGAUAAUACUUCUGAUAUUAGUAAUAAUGGAUUUAGUGAGGUGGACGAAGAGCAAUUCUGCACGAGUUAUAAUGGAAAUAAGGAUGUAAUUGAUCUCUGCAGUAAUGGAAUUAGUGAGGCGGACAAAGAGCAAUCCUGCACGAGUAAUAAUGGAAAUAAGGAUGUCAUGAAUGAAAUUGUUGAUUUAAACAAGGAACAUUUCCUGACUGAAACCAGAAAUCAGGAUGUCAACAACAGAACUAACGUACUUAAUGAUAUGAACAAGGGUGACUUAUAUGUGGUUAAGAAUGGAAAUGCCUAUCUUAGUGAUAUUGGAAGUAGUGAAAUUGAUAACGUGAACAAGGAUCAUGCCUACUUGUCCAGUCAGGAUGUUAUUAGCACGGUGAAAUGGGAUCAUUCUUACGUGGCAAUGUAUGGAAGUGCUGGAGUAACAUCUCAGGCUAUAUCUUCUGAAGAGUGUUGUGAUGUGGCUUUGGAUGGAGGUGCACUCUCACCUUCUGCGCUAACAGUUUCAUCGGAAACGAUGGAUUCUGGUUCUCGUGCCUCAUCAAUAAUAACAAUUUCUUCAAGGUCUUCUUCUAUGGAUUUCUUAAACAAAACUGAGGAAGAUAUUGAUGAUGAUGUCCUUUUGCAUGCAGUUGACAACUUACUUUCCAGAUGUAAUAGGAUGGUAAAACAAGAGGAACUCUCGCCGCCCCAUUCAACUUAUUUAAUUGACGAUUUUCAAGUCAACGAACCAUCUGAGAAAAACCAUGAUGACGAACACUAUGCGGUCAAAGAUCUUGAGGAUGAACCACCUGAAAAAAAUCGUGUCGAAGAAAGCUUCAUAGUUGACGAUGUAGUUGAAGAUAUUCAAGAUAGCCCNAUGUCCGAUUUCAUAGUUGACGAUGUAGUUGAAGAUAUUCAAGACAGCCCGUGUGAAACGCCUCAUGGUAGAAGGAACAACAGUUUCAUAGUUGACGAUGUAGUUGAAGAUAUUCAAGACAGCCCGUGUGAAACGCCUCAUGGUAGUAGGAACGACAGUUUCAUAGUUGACGAUGUAGUUGAAGAUAUUCAAGACAACCCGUGUGAAACGCCUCAUGUUAAUACGGACAACAGAUCUACAGUUGAAGAUAUCUUGAACAGAACUGGAGAGUACAACAAUGAAUUUUUAAAUGCGAUAGAUUUCCACAUUAAUGUAACAAUGGAUCAUAUGGAGGAUCACAAUAGUAUUGAUCCUGACAUAAAUACUGGUUUUCUCAGCUGUGAAAACUGCCCAUUGGGUCCUAGGUGUCCCUUUGGGACUUCAGCUCAAUACGAAGAAAGAACGCACCAGGAUAGUUCUGUGAGUGGUACAAAUGCAAUAAAUAACGCAAUCAUCGAGACUAUUGUUCUAUCAGACUCUUCGGAUGAAGCAUCAACAUCGGAUUGUAUCAGAAAUAUUGCAUCUAUUUCAUCAGAACCGAAUGAAUCUAUUCAACAAAGUAGAGACUCUACGCAAAAAUCUAAAAGGAACAAACGUAAAAAAAAAUCAAGCGGAACUAAGAGAACAAAAAUAAGGAAAUCCUAA
Molecule: messenger RNA, 1890 nt
Organism: Cimex lectularius (bed bug)
Lineage: Eukaryota; Metazoa; Arthropoda; Insecta; Hemiptera; Cimicidae
Exons: 29
Coding region: 106-1890 (594 amino acids)
Source: RefSeq, a predicted model, not a curated record